This is a messenger RNA of Beauveria bassiana ARSEF 2860, 3189 nucleotides long. RefSeq names its product ribosomal protein L19. Lineage: Eukaryota; Fungi; Ascomycota; Sordariomycetes; Hypocreales; Cordycipitaceae. The coding region runs from base 1 to 3189 and encodes 1062 amino acids. The transcript has a single exon. The record is from RefSeq and is a predicted model, not a curated record.
AUGCGAAAUGGGACCUUCAUCAUUCCCAGCACCGGAGAGCGAUCACGAAAGCAGUUUACACUGCGCACCUCGGCGACAGCCAACGCCCGCGCCAGCAUCAUAGACCGAUACGCCCAAGCCGAGACGAUAUGCGAACAGUGCGCCGCUGCGGUUGACGAUGGCAAGUCCAGAGUGCUCGCCUUCUGGCACUGGCUUUGCUCCGACCAGGGUCACCAGGUUCUCAAGUGCACCUUUGCCUAUGUGCUGGGUAGCCUAGCCACCUUUUCGCCCUUUCUCUCCGGCUUCCUCGGCGACCGCGACGGGAAGCACAUUGUCGCGACGUUGACCGUCUUCUUCCACCCUGCGCGCACCACCGGAUCCAUGAUUGAGGCCAUUCUGGUGGCGAUAGCCGCCGUCAUAUACGCAAAUGUAGUGUGCGUGCUCAGCAUGGUUGUAGCCGUGUUUUCACGGAAGCAGCUAGACUCGGUAGCUCCAGCUCAUGCCAUCAUUCUUCUCAUGGCGGUGGGUGGUGGACUUGGCUUCAUCGCCUGGGUCAAGCAGCGGUUGGGCCAGCCACUGGUCAACGUUGCUGCGACGUUGGCUUCCAUCGCAAUCAUAUCCAUGGUUACAAAGGACGACUCGAUACAGUACGGUUACUUUUCCAAUGACCGGAUUGUUCAAGUACUCAAGAUGCUUCUCAUUGGAAUCACCUUUAGCGCGGCAGUAAAUAUAUUGGUCUGGCCAGUCGCAGCGCGGCAAGUUCUGCGCAAGUCCAUCAUUACUGCAUCCUCCACUCUGAGUGACCGACUAUCCUUUGUCACUAGAGGAUUCCUCAUUGGCUCCGAAGAAGAGGUUAAUUCCCCCGAAUAUCACCGUGUUUCCAAGUCGUACACGGCUGCCUAUGGCUUGAUGACGAUAACGCUGCGCGAAGCCAAGCUGGAAUACUAUGUGCUCGGCCAGGAACGGAUAUACCAAUACGAUAAAAGACUUGUCAAGUCUCUUGAUUCGGUUUCGCAGGCUAUCGGCGGCUUACGGAGUGCCUUGAAUACACAGUUCACCCUCCUCAGGGAGGGUGUCGCAGCCUUGACUGAUAACCAAGAAAUAACGACAGCUGACGGUGCCCUGCUCUCAUCCAAAACAUCUGGCCGAGCAUCCACGCUCAUGGACGUGGUAGAGCGGCUCUCUGUCAUUGAAGAGGAUGACGAGCCGCGGAGUACCCCAAACUCCCGAGCUGAUCCCGCUCAGGGCCAGAUACCAAUUUUUCGAGUGCCCUCCGACAUUUUUGCGCUUUUCAUGGCCUUGCUAGGACCAUCGAUGAAAUCCUUAGCCUAUACAUUAUCCGAAAUAUUGCGCGAGUCUCCUUUUGGAAAAGACAUAAAGACUGACAUAGCUGUGUCAGAUCAGCUGCGAGAAUCGCUGCGAGACGCCCUGAGCCUGUACAAUUCGGCACGAAGUAGUGCUCUGCAGGAGGUCUACAAGAGUAUGGAACUGGGACGUGCCCGUUCCGAGGCUAUCCGGGCAGAUAUUGAAGAAGUCGCUGCCGCCUGUGGGCACUUUUCCUUCAGCCUGCUUGCUGUAGCGGAAGCCAUGGACUCAUACCUGGACGUUCUGGAAGAUCUCAAAUACUCGACCGAAACUCUUGACAGAACCUGGAACUGGGCCAAAUUUUGGCGGUACAGGUGGAAUGCGAAAGAUGUGGUUACCGAAGAUCCGGAGCGGGAGCCCCUGCUCACUAGAACCCAGUCUGGCAUACGCCGAUCUGCCCUGCCCAAGGGGAUUCCUAAUUCUAUGAAGAAGCAGCGUGACAACUACCACUGGGACGCGUCCUCGCAAUCCAGCAGCUGGACUAGGAGUUUCUCGCAGCUGAUUCUGAAUGUGAUGCGAUUUUUAUCGCGAGAAGACAUUGUCUUUGGUAUCAAAAUCGCUAUUGGUGCCGUUCUUUGGGCCAUGUUUGCCUUUAUCCCCGCUACGCGUCCUGUAUAUCAGAAAUGGAGAGGCGAAUGGGGACUGCUGUCUUAUAUGGUCGUCGUCGGCAUGACGAACGGAGCAUCCAACACGACUGGCCUCUCACGACUACUCGGUACGCUGAUUGGCGCGGUUUGUGCUUGCGCCGCCUGGCUUCUCAGUUUUGGUAACGCCUACGCCCUUGCGAUUUUCGGCUUCUUCAUGGCCCUGGGAAACUUUUACAUGAUUCUCAUCGUUAAGAACGGACCGCUUGGCCGAAUCUCACUGCUGGCGUACAAUGUCAUUGUGCUUUAUGCUUACAGCCUCUCGCAGCGAGACGACGACGACGACGACGAAGGCGGCAAGAAUCCUCUCAUCUUUGACAUUGCAUACCACAGAGUCAUUGCCGUGACGCUGGGUAUAGUCUGGGGCAUGCUCUUUUGUCGCAUGCUGUGGCCCAUCUCCGGGCGCGCCAAGUUCCGUGAGGGCCUCGCCGUGCUCUACCUGCAGCUGGGCCUCAUCUGGAAGCGCGGUCCGCUCACCAUUCUCGUCGAGAGCGACAGCAAGCGCGACUAUAUGGACGCCAAGGAGCAGGCCGCCCUGCAGCGCUACGCCUUCAAGCUCGAGACGCUCCGCGCGUCGGCCAAGUCGGAGUUUGAGCUGCGCGGUCCGUUCCCUAACAAAGCGUACAGCCGCGUCCUGCACAUUACGAAGCAUAUUCUUGACAGCUUCUACGCCAUGCGCUUGAUUAGCGAGCACCGAGGGUCGCUGUCGGCCGGCGAGCGCGCCCUGCUUGACUUCACCGCUGCUGAGCGCAUUCUGCUGUGCCAGCGUAUCAGCCACGUCUUUCAGGUUCUUGCGUCCUGCAUCAUGCUCGAGUACCCGCUCACCGACGUCAUCCCGACUAUUGAGAGCAACAAGGACCGCUUGCUAAGCAAGAUUUACCAGUUUCGCCUCGAUCACUUUGCCGCGCAGCAGGAGCAGCAGCAGGAGCAGCAGCAGGAGCAGCAGCAGGAGCCGGCCAGUGGCAACGGAAAAGCCACGGCGGCGGUGCCGGUGCCGGAGUCGGUGGCCAAAGCACGAAGGGGCAGCACCAGCGGCGCGACGCCCGCCCAACUCAGCGUCGAAGUGGAGGAAAAGGACUACGCGCUCGUGUACGCCUACAUUCUCGUCACGGCCCAGGUGGCCGCGGACUUGCAAAAGGUGCGUGAGGAGAUUGAAAACCUCUUUGGUGUGCUGCAUCAAAACGACAUGUUGCUGGAAUGA